CAAAGAUAAUAGAAUAUGUGCAAGAUUCGUACGAAAGGGUCAACAAAUCAGAGGUGGUACUGGUGCUAGUUUAUUUGGAUUGAGACGAAAAUAAAUUAAUAUGUCACUUAACCAGUUAUUAAAAUGCACGGCAUCACAAUUCUUGUAGUCCCUGUAACAAGCGAUAGUGCUUGUUAUAUUUCAGUGGUGGAGCAUAAUUUUGAGAAGCAGUAAAAACUCACGUAUCAAAGAUUGACUCUGCGUGGGAUUGGGCUGCCCAGCCGCCCUUGCGCCUCCAUCUAGCCCAACAAGCUCGCAGCAGCAGGAUGGGUGAAAUGGUGAUAGGAGAACGUCCACCAUCUCCUGCUCGCUUAGCACAUACUUCGGAAAAACAUCCAAGAGUUACUCUGACGGAGUUAAAUGUACUGCGAAGGCACCGUGAACUCUGUGAUGUGGUUCUCAAUGUUGGCACCCGAAAGAUCUUUGCUCACAGAGUAAUACUGUCGGCAUGCAGUCCUUAUUUUCGAGCUAUGUUUACUGGGGAGCUGGCAGAGUCACGUCAGACAGAAGUUACUAUCAGAGAUAUAGACGAGCUGGCAAUGGAGCUGCUGAUUGAUUUUUGUUACACGUCUCACAUUGUGGUUGAAGAAGGAAAUGUGCAGACCCUCCUUCCUGCCGCCUGCUUGCUGCAGUUGGCAGAAAUACAGGAUAUAUGUUGCGAGUUCCUAAAACGCCAGCUGGAUCCAUCGAAUUGUUUGGGUAUUCGUGCAUUUGCUGACACGCAUUCAUGCCGAGAGUUGUUAAGGAUAGCUGAUAAAUUUACUCAACAUAAUUUUCAGGAGGUAAUGGAAAGUGAAGAAUUUUUACUGUUGCCCGUUGGUCAACUAGUAGAUAUUAUUUCAAGUGAUGAACUGAAUGUGAGAUCUGAAGAGCAAGUAUUUAGUGCUGUAAUGGCUUGGGUGAAGUAUAAUGUCUCAGAAAGGAGGCAGCACUUAGCACAGGUAUUGCAACAUGUUCGACUUCCUCUUCUAAGUCCAAAAUUUUUAGUUGGAACUGUGGGUUCUGAUCUCCUUGUACGAAGUGAUGAGGCGUGCAGAGAUCUUGUUGAUGAGGCCAAAAACUACCUCCUCCUCCCUCAAGAAAGGCCAUUAAUGCAGGGUCCAAGAACAAGACCAAGGAAACCUACAAGGCGUGGUGAAGUUCUUUUUGCAGUUGGAGGAUGGUGCAGUGGGGAUGCAAUAGCUUCCGUGGAACGGUUUGAUCCUCAAUCAGCCGACUGGAAAAUGGUUGCACCAAUGAGUAAACGAAGAUGUGGUGUUGGUGUUGCUGUACUAAACGAUUUACUGUACGCAGUUGGUGGCCAUGAUGGGCAGUCCUACCUGAACAGCAUAGAAAGAUAUGACCCCCAGACAAAUCAGUGGUCUUGUGAUGUGGCACCUACAACAUCGUGUCGCACAAGUGUAGGAGUGGCAGUACUGGAUGGCUUUUUGUAUGCAGUUGGAGGGCAAGAUGGAGUACAGUGUCUCAAUCAUGUAGAAAGAUAUGACCCAAAAGAAAACAAAUGGAGUAAAGUUGCACCUAUGACCACACGGCGACUAGGUGUUGCAGUAGCUGUUCUUGGAGGUUUUCUUUAUGCUAUUGGAGGGUCAGAUGGCCAGUGUCCGCUUAAUACAGUGGAGCGCUACGACCCUAGGCAGAACAAGUGGUCGCCUGUGUCCCCCAUGUCAACACGACGCAAGCACUUGGGCUGUGCCGUGUUUAACAAUCUCAUAUAUGCUGUUGGGGGCAGAGACGACUGCAUGGAGCUGUCCAGCGCCGAGCGGUAUAAUCCACACUCAAACACAUGGAGCCCAAUUGUUGCUAUGACAUCGCGAAGAAGUGGGGUUGGAUUAGCUGUCGUAAAUGGACAGCUGUAUGCUGUGGGAGGUUUUGAUGGAACUGCAUAUUUAAAGACAAUAGAGGUAUACGACACAGAGCAGAACCAGUGGAGGUUAUGUGGUGCAAUGAACUAUCGUCGUCUUGGUGGUGGAGUUGGAGUCAUGCGUGCUCCGCAGACAGAGAACUAUUUCUGUAAAAGGAAGAUACCUGGAUAGAAUUGGUCAUCAAGAUUCCUGCAGUCACUGCUGUAUGCUAUUAACUCGUCUGCUAAAUAUUUUGGAAGACCAAGGAACACACGUGUCAAAUAACUGUGUGUAUUCUGAACAUCCAUUUUUGUAACUUCAGGUACAUAGGACAACUAAUGUAUCAUACUAAUGUAUGAUUGUGGAGCAGUGCUUUUAUAUUGUUGUAUUUGCUUAGGUAAGUUUUCUAAUAGCAAUUUGAUAUCAGUAUUAUUUUUCAGUGUAUUUAUUUUGCAAUAACAUGGAAUUAUAUGUAAUUGUUGAAUGUUUAUACGACUGUCACCUUCGGUGUCAGCUUUUAUGUUUUUUGAUAAUUGUUGCCUAAGCUUUGAAGAAUGAGAAUUGUGA
Molecule: messenger RNA, 2447 nt
Organism: Schistocerca nitens (vagrant locust)
Lineage: Eukaryota; Metazoa; Arthropoda; Insecta; Orthoptera; Acrididae
Gene: dbo
Product: kelch-like protein diablo
Exons: 12
Coding region: 306-2072 (588 amino acids)
Molecular function (GO): protein binding
Source: RefSeq, a predicted model, not a curated record